Messenger RNA from Colletotrichum chrysophilum, 393 nucleotides. RefSeq lists its product as uncharacterized. The record is from RefSeq and is a predicted model, not a curated record. Bases 1 to 393 code for a protein of 130 amino acids. Lineage: Eukaryota; Fungi; Ascomycota; Sordariomycetes; Glomerellales; Glomerellaceae. The transcript has 2 exons.
AUGACCGCCCUCCUCACGAAGUACACCCGCUUCAUGGCCAUGGUCUCCCUCGCGUCGUCCACAAAGGACCGUGUCGCCGUGCCCACCGUCGACGUCGACCUCGCCUGGCACACGCACCAGCUUAGCCCCCGAUCCUACUACGACUACACCGUCGCGGAGACGGCCGCCUUUGUCGACCACAACGAUAAGGUCGACGAGGACAAGCUCAGCACCGCCUUCGAGUGGACGUGUAAGACCUACCAGGAACGGUUUGGCGAGGUGUACUCAGAAUGCAAGUGCUGGUACUGCGAGAUGACAAAGCGCGAUGGCUUCACAAACCCUUGGAGACGCAAGAUAGAAGAUAAUGGCAGAAAUACGGCCGCCGCCGCCGUCCGUCGGUCUCCGGGUUUGUGA